Messenger RNA from Pisolithus orientalis, 885 nucleotides. Its product is annotated as Fructosamine/Ketosamine-3-kinase. The transcript has 5 exons. The record is from RefSeq and is a predicted model, not a curated record. Bases 1 to 885 code for a protein of 294 amino acids. NCBI's taxonomy places the organism in Eukaryota, Fungi, Basidiomycota, Agaricomycetes, Boletales, Pisolithaceae.
AUGAGUAGCAUCUUUCUCCCCUAUCUCCAAAGUAUCGAGCCAGACGCGCAAUUCACCUUCGAUUUACCCCUCGUCAAAUCAUCCACAGGAAAAAGGUACUAUGCUAAGGUUGGAAGCCCGGGGGAGAAGGACCAAUAUGUGGGAGAAGCAGAAUCGCUCCGCGCCAUCUACGAAGCUGCGCCUGGGCUGGCGCCAAGGUUAUUGGCUAGCGGCACUACGGGAGACGAUGCACCAUCGGGACCUGGAAAUCCAUUCUUCCUCUCUGAGUACAUGGACAUUGGCAGUCUGACCGUCCAAACGGCAGAGUUGCUGGGCGAAAGACUUGCGAAGGAAUUGCACGCUUUCAAGAGUCCCAAAGGAUUCGGGUUUGCCGUUCCAACAUAUUGUGGAGCCACCAGACAAGACAACGGAUGGUUUGGCACUUGGGAAGAGUGUUUCAGCGCAAUGAUCAAGAAUCUUCUACAGAAGCUUCCGAGUGAAAGAAGAUAUGCCGAAUUGUCGCAUAAGGGAGAGGAGGUACGGACGAGAGUCAUACCGUGGCUCCUCCAACCGUUAGUGAUUGAACCUAGUUCUGCUACACGUCUGGUAACACAGGGACCUAACAGGAAAACGGGUCAACCGGUCAUUUUUGAUCCGUCGUCCUACUACGGACACAACGAAGCUGAUCUAGCGAUUGCUCGUAUAUUUGGAGGAAUACCAGGCAGCUUCUUCGUUGCAUACCACAAGCACAUGCCCAAGACCGAGCCUGUCCAGCAAUACAACCUCCGUGGAGAUCUUUACGAGCUUUAUCACUACUUGAACCACACGGCACUGUUUGGAGGUGGAUAUGCCGGUAGUGCUCUUCAGAAAAUGAAUAAGUUGUUGAGGGCCUGUCCACUUGUAUAG